AAAUUCAUGUCUUUUAAUCAAGUUUUUUAUCAUUCUACCUCUCAGUGAUUUUAUCACAGUAUAGACAACAUUAUUUUCAUGAUGACAUUGGGCAUAACAAGCUCAGUCAAGCAAAUAUACUGAGCCAAAGAAGUUGGGACGAUAGCGACCUAAGUCAGGAACAGACCGUCAAAACUUGUCAAAAUGACGAGUAGUGACGCAAAGAAGUAUUUGACCAACAAGGAGAUCCCUCAGUUAUUUGAGAGUCUCAUGACAGGCCUCCUGUUUAACCGUCCUGAGGAUCACAUUGCAUUUUUGCAAGCUUGCUUGGAGAAGGUAAAACACGAGGGCCUUCACAAUAUCAAAUGGAAUGUUUUCAUAGAGCACGCCAACGGCAAAAAGCCUUUGCCUCCCAUUGCUCCAGGAACAAAUGGAAAGAUAGAGAAGAAGGAGCCAGAAACACUGGAUGAAUUACUUGCCAGUUUGGAAACAUCUUCAAGCAUUACUCUAAUGGCAUCUUCAGUUCCCACAGAGAUGAGGAGAUCCAGUCCUCUCCCACCUAUACGAAGCACCACACCCUCCAAAGAACCAGCUCCUGUUGCUCCAGCCACGCCAGCAGUGCCAUCUAGUGGCAGUGAUCAGUUGCCAACUGCUCAUGUUGUGCUGGUCAUGGGUGGUCCGGGCAGCGGCAAGGACAUGCAAGCACUCCGCCUGGCGGACAAAUACCAAGGUUGGGUGUAUAUAUCCACUGGCGAUCUACUCAGGAAACAGGUGGCCGACAAAGGUGCCAGUGACACCAAGUGGGGCCAGAUCAGCACGCUUCUCCAGGACGGAGAAAUGGCACCAGAGGAGGACACAGUCGAGCUGUUGAUGGAUUGUAUGAAGCAGCACCCUGAUGCCAAAGGUUUCAUCAUCACUGGCUAUCCCAGGACACUGACACAACUAGAGGAAUGCAAAAAACAUAUUGGUCAGAUAGACUUAGUUUUGAUGUUCGACUGUGACGAGAAUGAAUGCUUGCAGAACAUCAUUGGCAGAGGUGCCACCACUGGCAGAUCUGACGACAACGAGGCUGCAGCAAAACGUCGCCUUGCAUAUUUCAAACAAAACACACUUCAGGUUGCCAAACAAUUUGAAGAUGCUGGAAAGUUACACAUUGUUGAUGGUGGCAGAAGUGGAGACGAUAUCUUCUUUGAGGCUUGCGUGGCUUUUGACAAUGUUUUUUACAAUAAGGGCACACCAGGAGAGCCCAGCGCCACUCCAGCUUCUUCAGAGUCAGCAGGAGCUUCUCUGGUGAAGGUUCAGUUACCCCCUGUGCCCUUAGUGCUGGUGAUGGGUCCCCCAGGGAGUGGCAAGGACACCCAGGUUCUCCGUCUGGUGGACAGAUACAAGGGCUGGGUGUACCUAUCUGUGGGUGAUCUCCUCAGGAAACAGAUAGCAGAGAAAGGGUCCAGUGACAUGAAAUGGGACAUGAUCAGCACACUUGUGAAGGAUGGAGAAAUGGCACCAGAGGAUGUUACCAUGGAAUUACUGAUUGAGAAUAUAAAGAAGCACCCCGAUGCUGCAGGUUUCAUAAUUGCAGGGUAUCCAAGGGAUAUGAAACAGCUAAAGGAAUAUAACAAAUAUAUCGAAAAGGUUGACAUAGCAUUCAUUCUUGACUGCGAAGAGAGCACGAGUAAAGAGCGCCUGAAGGGCAGGUUAACAGCUACGGGAAGAAUUGACGAUAACGAGAAUGCGGUAGCACGUCGUUUGGAGUUCUUCAAACAGAACACCCUCCCUGUGGCCAAACAUUUUGAUGAACAAGGAAAAUUAUUAGUUAUUGACGGUGACCGUGAUACAGAUGAAACCUUCUUCGAGUUGUGUAUGGCGUUUGACAAUAUUUUCUUUCCAUCCCCACCUGCAGCAAGAGUUCCGUCCCCUCCAAAAAGUCCCAGAAAGACAAGUGGCAGACGACCCAGGUCGCGGACAAGUAGCCAGACGCCAGUAAAUUCAGAAAAACCUGCAGACGCACCACCAACAGAGACGGAAGAAGAGGAAACUGGAGACAGUGGCCAUGAGGUGUUGAAGAAUGCCAAGGUGGUAUUUGUGAUAGGUGGUCCUGGCAGUGGUAAAGGUACCCAAUGUGAGAGAAUGGUCCAGAAAUAUGGGUUUACCCACCUGUCAACGGGUGACCUACUUAGGGCUGAGGUCAAGGCUGGCACACCGAGAGGGAAACAACUGGCAGCUAAGAUGCAGAAGGGAGAACUUGUCCCCAUGUAUUCUGUUCUGGGUCUUCUCAAGGAUGCAAUGAUCAAGCACGCCCCCAAGUCCAAGGGGUUUAUCUUGGACGGCUACCCCAGGGAGCUGAAGCAGGCCACUAACUUUGAAGAUAAGAUCUGCAAAUGCCAGUUUGUCCUGUACUUUGACGUCUCUGACCCAGUGAUGACUGAGCGUCUUCUGGAGAGAGGGAAGACCAGCGGCAGAUCUGAUGAUAACGAGGAGACCAUCAAAGAGAGGCUGAAGACUUUCCAUGAAGUCACCGAACCUGUUAUCACCCAUUUUGAAGCAGAGGACAGGGUCAAAAGAGUGGACAGCAAUGGCUCCAUUGAUGAUGUCUGGGCCAAGGUGCAGCCCAUCAUGGAUGAACUGGUGUCAGCCAUUGGAUUGGCUAGACUUAAUAUAGAUGUUACACCACUAAAGAAGUGCAAGGUUUUCUUCGUUGUUGGUGGUCCAGGCUCAGGCAAGGGCACGCAGUGUGAGAAAAUAGUCCAGAAGUACGGGUUCACCCACUUGUCUACAGGGGAUAUCCUAAGGGACACGGUGAAGUCUGGGUCACCCAUGGGGAAACAACUGAAUCAGAUGAUGGAGAGUGGUCAGCUUGUGCCUCUGGAGACUGUGUUAGAUCUUUUGAAGGAGCAGAUGGUGAAGAAAGCCAGCUCUACCAAGGGCUUUCUGAUAGACGGCUACCCCAGGGAGCUGGACCAGGGAAUUAAGUUUGAAAAUGAGAUAAAAGAAGUAGAGUGUGUCGUCUACUUCGAAGUCAGUGAAAAGGUCAUGAAAGAACGCCUAAUGCACCGCGCCAAGACAAGCGGCCGUGUAGAUGACAAUGAAGAAACAAUAGCCAAAAGACUGAAGACAUUCAAAGAAUGCACCACCCCUGUAAUAAAAUACUAUGAGGAGAAGAAGAAAGCUGCAAAGGUGGACAGCAAUGGCUCCAUUGAUGAUGUCUGGGCCAAGGUGCAGCCCAUCAUGGACGAACUGGUGUCAGCCAUUGGAUUGGCUAGACUUAAUAUAGAUGUUACACCACUAAAGAAGUGCAAGGUUUUCUUCGUUGUUGGUGGUCCAGGCUCAGGCAAGGGCACGCAGUGUGAGAAAAUAGUCCAGAAGUACGGGUUCACCCACUUGUCUACAGGGGACAUCCUAAGGGACACAGUGAAGUCUGGGUCACCCAUGGGGAAACAACUGAAUCAAAUGAUGGAGAGUGGACAGCUUGUACCUCUGGAGACUGUGUUAGAUCUUUUGAAGGAGCAGAUGGUGAAGAAAGCCAGCUCUACCAAGGGCUUUCUGAUAGACGGCUACCCCAGGGAGCUGGACCAGGGAAUUAAGUUUGAAAAUGAGAUAAAAGAAGUAGAGUGUGUCGUCUACUUCGAAGUCAGUGAAAAGGUCAUGAAAGAACGCCUAAUGCACCGCGCCAAGACAAGUGGUCGUGUAGAUGACAAUGAAGAAACAAUAGCAAAAAGACUGAAGACAUUCAAAGAAUGUACCACCCCUGUAAUAAAAUACUACGAGGAGAAGAAGAAAGCUGCAAAGGUCAACGCAGAAGGCAGCAUUGACGAUGUUUGGAAUCUAACAGAGAAAGCUUUGGACCAGUUUGCCCAGUAGAAAUAACUGCCAAAUCUCA
Lingula anatina is the source of this 3856-nucleotide messenger RNA. Its product is annotated as adenylate kinase isoenzyme 5. The record is from RefSeq and is a predicted model, not a curated record. Gene Ontology annotation, molecular function: ATP binding; nucleobase-containing compound kinase activity. Lineage: Eukaryota; Metazoa; Brachiopoda; Lingulata; Lingulida; Lingulidae. Gene Ontology annotation, biological process: nucleobase-containing compound metabolic process.